CCGAACCGGAACACGAUGGUGCCUUCUUGACGGAAAAGCCGUGGACGCUUGUUGCCGAAGGCCGCUAUAAUCUGGUUCCCUUCAUGGCUGGUAAUACUGACCUCGAGCGAGUUGGACACACACAGAAGGGUGGUAUAUUAUCCACUGAAAAACAAAUAAACAACCUGAAUGAGAACUUUGACGAGAUUGUGGGAUGUGAUCUACGACUUCCGACGAGGGAAGAACGGCUGAAAGGUGCCGCGUCCGUCAAAGAUUUCUACUACAACGGCAGCGACAUCACACUGAAGGACAACUACACCACCGCUCUUUUCGAUUCGCAUCAAUUUUUUGUGGAAGGAGUUGACGCUGUUGUUAGGAGCAUGGCUCGCUAUUCUUCGAAGCCUGUGUACACCUACCAAUUCUCGUUCGUUGGUCCCCUCAGCGCAUACCCUGGUGGCCCAGGUGCAGCUCAUACCGAUGACUUGAAAUACAUGCAUGCAGCAGACACUCUGGAUUCUGAUUCGGAUGGAGGUAUAAUCAGGGAUCAGAUGAUAAAGAUGUGGACAAACUUCGCUAAAUAUGACAAUCCAACGCCGGAACUGACUUCCCCACUGACUGAAAUGUGGAAGGAGUACGACAAAUCUUCUCCUUACUAUCUGGAAAUAACGAGACCUCUUCACCUCAAAACUAACUUGUCCGAACCAUACAUGACCUUUUGGCACAACCUGCUACCGUAAUGACAUUUCAUGUCUCACUAAUAAGCACAGUAAAACAAUUUCGUACCAGAUGCC
Molecule: messenger RNA, 770 nt
Organism: Schistocerca americana (American grasshopper)
Lineage: Eukaryota; Metazoa; Arthropoda; Insecta; Orthoptera; Acrididae
Product: bile salt-activated lipase-like
Exons: 5
Coding region: 84-716 (210 amino acids)
Source: RefSeq, a predicted model, not a curated record